AUGAGCAGAAGCCCUGAUCCUGAAAGUACUACUCCGUCCGUGGAGCCAUCUUCUGGUAUUCGAAUUAGAAGUGCCAGUCCGUGUUCGUCCAGUAGUGUUCGCGAAAAGUCAAGCCCGACUUUAGUCGUAUCUCGGAAUAAGAGUCCAGUUCCUGACAUAAUUCGAAAAGGACCUCCUACGGUGUAUCCUUCUUACCCUAUUGUAGUACCGACCAUACGAAGAGCUCCUCCUGCGUGUCGAAGUCCGGACACCCGGCGUAGUAGGAGCCCAAUGCCAUCUUGUGUCCCUGUUAUAACCACAGGAAGACGUGGAAGUAGCAGCAGUAGCAGCAGCUCUGCCAGAAUACCUUCGUCUUCCAGUCCCAGACGUGACACAAGUCCUACCUAUCCAGAAGGACCGAUGAGGUGUAUCAGUCCUUCGGAAGAUUCCCCUGGAAGUCAUCAUCGUGUUCAUUUAAUCGACACGAAAUUAUGUCGAGAGACUUCACCUUCCGGAAGAAGAGUUUCUUCCGCUGAUGGUCGUAACAAUGAAAGUGCGCCUUCAUCCUCUCCUGGUUCGCGGCAGCUGAAGUUCGGCAUGGACCGUAUUCUGUCUGAAGAAAUAUCCCCCACCAUUCGGAGACACCAGUAUCAGG
Zootermopsis nevadensis is the source of this 634-nucleotide messenger RNA. Lineage: Eukaryota; Metazoa; Arthropoda; Insecta; Blattodea; Termopsidae. The record is from RefSeq and is a predicted model, not a curated record.